Molecule: messenger RNA, 2094 nt
Organism: Mucor velutinosus
Lineage: Eukaryota; Fungi; Mucoromycota; Mucoromycetes; Mucorales; Mucoraceae
Exons: 5
Coding region: 1-2094 (697 amino acids)
Biological process (GO): glycogen biosynthetic process
Cellular component (GO): cytoplasm
Molecular function (GO): cation binding; hydrolase activity, hydrolyzing O-glycosyl compounds; 1,4-alpha-glucan branching enzyme activity
Source: RefSeq, a predicted model, not a curated record
AUGGCUCUUGCUUCCAAUGUUCCUACUUUUAAAGAGGAGGUCUCUCCUGGACGUGUUCUCACUAUGGCUGCUGAUGGCACUGGCCUUUCUGUCGUGGAUCCUUGGUUAGAGCCCUUCAAUGAUGCUCUUAGAGAGAGAUAUGCGACAUUUGAAAAAUAUGAUGAGCAAAUUAAGAACACCCUUGGCUAUGAGGAAUUCACGAAGGGUUAUGAAUACUAUGGCUUCAAUGUGCAAGAAGAUAACAGUGUCAUGUAUCGUGAAUGGGCUCCCAAUGCUGUCACUGCUAGCUUGGUUGGCGAUUUCAAUAACUGGGAUGUGAAUGCGCAUGUCAUGACUCGUAACAAGUAUGGUGUCUUUGAGAUCCUCGUUGAUCCUACUGCUGACGGUAAGGUCGCUAUUCCUCAUGGUAGCAAGAUCAAGAUCACUAUGACCAUGCCUCAUACCGGAGAACGUAUUUAUCGUUUGCCUGCUUGGAUCAACUAUGUUACUCAAGACCUCAAUGUGAGCGCUACUUAUGAUGCCAUCUUUUGGAACCCUGAAUCACAAUACGUAUUCAAACAUCCCCGUCCCAAGCGUCCUGAAUCCAUUCGUGUCUACGAAGCCCAUGUUGGUAUCUCAUCUCCCGAACCUCGUUGUGCUACCUACAAGGAAUUCACCAAGAACAUUUUGCCUCGUAUUGCCUAUGAUGGUUACAACACGAUCCAAUUGAUGGCUGUGAUGGAGCACGCUUACUAUGCCUCAUUCGGCUAUCAAGUUACUUCCUUCUUUGCACCCUCCAGUCGUUAUGGUACACCUGAUGAUUUGAAGGAACUGAUUGACACGGCUCAUGGUUUAGGUAUCACUGUCUUGUUGGAUCUUGUGCACUCUCAUGCUUGUAAGAACGUGGCUGAUGGCCUCAACAUGUUUGACGGAUCUGAUCACUGCUAUUUCCAUGCCGGUCCAAAGGGCCGUCAUGAAUUGUGGGAUUCCCGCUUGUUUAACUAUGGUAACUUUGAAGUGAUGCGUUUCUUGAUGUCCAACUUGAGAUAUUGGAUGGACGUGUUCCAAUUCGAUGGUUUCAGAUUCGAUGGUGUUACUUCCAUGCUGUACAAGCAUCAUGGCAUUGGCUUUGGUUUCUCUGGUGAUUAUCAUGAAUACUUUGGCGAGAAUGUUGAUGACGAAGGCGUCAUGUACAUUCAAAUUGCCAAUCACUAUUUGCACGAGAAAUACCCCCACAUGGUCACGAUUGCGGAGGAUGUCUCUGGCAUGCCUGGUUCUUGCCGUCCUGUGCGUGAAGGCGGUCUCGGCUUCGAUUACCGUCUCUCUAUGGCUAUUCCUGAUAUGUGGAUCAAGAUGUUGAAGGAGGAAUCAGACGAUGACUGGAAGAUGGGACAUAUUGUACAUAUCUUGACCAAUCGUCGUUAUCUGGAAAACACCAUCGGUUACUGUGAAUCUCACGACCAAGCCCUUGUAGGUGACAAGACAUUGGCAUUCUGGUUGAUGGACAAGGAAAUGUAUACCAACAUGAGUGAUUUGACCCCCUUGACGCCCAUCAUUGAUCGUGGCAUUUCUUUACACAAGAUGAUUCGCAUGGUCACCCAUGGCUUAGGUGGUGAAGGCUAUCUUAACUUUGAAGGCAACGAAUUUGGUCAUCCUGAAUGGCUUGAUUUCCCUCGCGCUGGUAACGACUCCAGUUUCCAAUAUGCGCGUCGUCAAUGGAACGUCCUUGAUGACAAGUUGUUGCGUUACAAGUAUUUGAAUGAAUGGGAUCGUGCUAUGCAGUUGACUGAGGAACGCUUUGGGUGGUUGCAUUCUCCUCAAGCCUUUGUGUCUCGCAAGAACGAUGGUGAUAAGGUGAUUGUAUUUGAACGUGCCAAUGUCUUGUUCAUUUUCAACUUCCAUCCCACACAAUCCUUUACUGAUUAUCGUGUUGGUGUUGAACAUGCUGGCAAAUACAAGAUAGUUCUCAACUCUGAUGACAAGCAGUUCUUGGGUCAUGAACGUGUGGAUAACAAUACCGAGUUCUUUACGACUCCUGGAGACUGGGAUAGCAGACCCAACUGGCUUCAAGUCUAUAUUCCUAACCGUACUUGUUUGCUCUUGGCAAAGGCUUAA